This is a messenger RNA of Monopterus albus (swamp eel), 6095 nucleotides long. RefSeq names its product BLM RecQ like helicase (gene blm). Gene Ontology annotation, molecular function: 3'-5' DNA helicase activity; hydrolase activity, acting on acid anhydrides, in phosphorus-containing anhydrides; four-way junction helicase activity. Gene Ontology annotation, biological process: telomere maintenance; double-strand break repair via homologous recombination; DNA replication. The record is from RefSeq and is a predicted model, not a curated record. Gene Ontology annotation, cellular component: cytoplasm; nucleus; chromosome. NCBI's taxonomy places the organism in Eukaryota, Metazoa, Chordata, Actinopteri, Synbranchiformes, Synbranchidae. The transcript has 21 exons. Bases 294 to 4529 code for a protein of 1411 amino acids.
GACUACAUUUCCCAGUAGCGUCUUAUCUGUCAAUAAGGAUACUGUUGAAUGGGCGCAAAGGCAAUAUCACGUUGUGUUUUGUGGCAUACGCUAGUACAACGCACCGGUUAAAUUAGUAGAUAAGUUGUCUUAGUUUAUUGAACUUUAAUGGAAUACAACCCAGCGGUGGGAUAAACCAGUCGCGAGCAAUGCUGCAGAAAGAGCCAUUAGCUACUUUGUAAACUGAGUUCAGUCUGAUAAGUUAGCUAGCUAACGUUAGUCGGGUAGCACACUGGCGUAUCUUGUUGCAAAUAAUGUCCAGUGUUCCACAGAAUAACCUGGAAGAGCAACUGGCGAGGCACAGCAGUGCUGCUCAGAGCAAGUUGUCUCUGGCUAAACCCAAAACGGGGGGCUUUUCUUUCAAGAAGAAGUCCCCAUCAGGUACAGCCAAGGUGGAAGUACCAGCCAAGGUAAUCAGCCCAAAUGUCUUCGCAAACAGGAAUGUAAAUAUCCCUAAGAACAGUUUGGUGACUAAAUCUCCGUUGACAUUUUCAAAUAAGAUUGAGAGACCUCAAAAGUCAACAAAAAUCAACCGCUUCUUCCCUGUAAGUUCAAAAGGCAAGGUGGACUCCCUUAGCCCAGCAGGUACCUGCUCACCUGGUAUUCUGGGGACUACAGCUCCAACUAAAUAUGAUGACCAGGUUACUAGUGGAAAUGGAGGCAAUUCUACGAGUCUAGAUGCAUCUCCAGGAUUCCCAAUGGACGACUGGGAUGAUUUUGAUGACUUUGAAACUCCUGCCAAAGCUAAAAAUGACUCAUUCACUUCAGAAAAAUCAGGGAAGAGUAGCAAGCCAGUGUCAUCUCCUAGUGAAGAAAAAACAGAAAUCACAAGGAAAGUAAACCAUGAUGCCCCUGCUUUAGACAAAAGUUUUACAAACAAGAUUCGUCUCUCUGAAAGUGAACAGUUUUGUAUGGAAACAGAUGAACUGGAGCACAGUGUCAAAAAAGCUGUAGUUUCACCAGGACCUAGUGUGAUUCAGGACCCACCAGAGGUUGAAUUGGAGGAUUCCCCUAUUAAAAUGACCAGAAGACGUGCUCCUGCUCAAAAUGUGAAGCCUGUCAUGAGUGAUAGUGAAGAAGAUGAUGUCAGGCCUGAGCCGUUUGUAGAAAGGGCAGAUGAUAAGAUAAAAUGGACUGACCCAAAGGUAUUGGAGUUUGAUAAUUCAGAGGCUGACGAUGACCUAGGUUGCAUUCCCCCUUCACCGAUCGAAGAUGAGAUCUCUCGUACUACUACUCCAUUGCGGACAAGAUAUAAUUCAGCUGAUACUGAAUUCAGUGACAGUGCAGUGCACUCAAAAGGACUCAUCACAGCACUACAUGAACCUUCUGAACACCACUCAAAAGACAAAACAAAUGAGCAACUUUUCAUCAUAAUGGAGUCCAUUUGUUCUUUGGUUGAUUCCAUCCCCGAGUACGAACUUAUAGGUCUAUCAUGUGGAAAUGAGCUUUUAUUAAAGAGGGCUCAAAGGAAGAGGAUUCUUGCAACAGGUGGUGAAGCUUUGUUGAAGAUGCAGCAGCCUGACAGCACUGUGAUAUCUGAACCUAGCUUAAAAGAAAAAUCAUCUUCUACCGGUGAUAUGUCUAGUGUCAUGUCAUCCAGCAGCUCUGUGACUGUGGACUCCAAGAAACCUCUUCUGAUCAGGAGAUCUUCAGUGAUCUCUGUGGAAUCUGAUCACUCUGACAGUGUUAUUGAUGUUAAUCCCUUGUUCAGUGAAGACACCGGGACAGUGUAUGUUGAAAAUGAGAGUAUCUGUGACACAAAACCAUCUUUUAAUUUCUCUAAGAAGUUGAGCACAGACCUGAAUGAUUCAGAUCUCUUCUUUUCACCCAAGAAGCCAGAGACUGUUCAGAACAGACUGAAAACUCCAGCAGCCAUCACAGCUUCUGAAGACAUAGAACUAGGUGACUUUUACAAUGACGACUUUGACAUAGAUGACUUUAAUGACUCUGAUAUCCCUGAUUACUUUGAUGAACCCCCAACUUCAUCAGCAUUGGGACAAAACUCCAGCACUGUGACUACAACAGUGAAAGAAGGGGGACCAAGCAAAUCUUCAUGGGAGAAGAAACCAGCGACACCCGUGUCUGCACCAAAACCUUCAAAGUUCUGCUCCCCUGAGCCCACCUAUAGAAACCCAGCCCACGAUCGUUUCCGAGGAUUCAACUUCCCCCACUCACAGGAGAUGAUGAAGAUCUUUCACAAGCGUUUUGGUCUUCAUCAGUUCAGAUUUAAUCAACUCGAAGCAAUUAAUGCAUCAGUUCUGGGGGAAGAUGCCUUUGUUUUGAUGCCCACAGGUGGCGGUAAAAGUCUAUGUUACCAGCUGCCUGCCUGCGUGUCACCAGGAGUCACUGUGGUCAUCUCCCCACUCAAAUCCCUCAUUGUAGACCAGAUCCAGAAACUCACUACUCUGGAUAUUCCAGCAACAAGUCUGUCUGGUGAGAAAAGUGACAGUGAAGCAGGGAGGAUUUAUUUGCAGCUCUCCAGGAAAGACCCCAUCAUUAAACUGCUCUAUGUCACUCCUGAAAAGGUGAGUGCAAGUACCAGGCUGAUUUCCGCCCUGCAGAACCUGUACGAGCGAGGGCUUUUAGCACGGUUUGUCAUAGAUGAGGCUCAUUGUGUCAGUCAGUGGGGUCAUGAUUUCCGUCCAGACUACAAGAGGUUGCAUGAACUGCGUCAGAAAUUCCCCAACGUGCCAAUGAUGGCUCUGACAGCGACGGCCACUCCCCGUGUCCAGAAAGACAUCCUCAACCAGCUGAAUAUGACUCGGCCGCAGGUGUUUACCAUGAGUUUCAACCGAAUAAACCUGAAGUAUGCUGUGCUGCCCAAGAAACCCAAAAAGGUUGAUGAGGACUGCAUCAGCUGGAUCAAAAAGCACUACCCACGUGACUCUGGUAUUGUGUACUGCCUGUCCCGUAAUGACUGCGAUGCCAUGGCUGAGAGUCUGCAGAGAGCCGGGAUUUUAGCUCUGUCAUAUCACGCAGGCCUGAGUGACGGUGACAGAGAAUAUGUGCAGAGCAAGUGGAUCAAUCAAGACGGCUGCCAGGUCAUCUGUGCCACAAUAGCCUUUGGCAUGGGCAUUGAUAAGCCUGAUGUGCGCUAUGUGAUUCAUGCCAGUCUGCCCAAAUCAGUGGAGGGUUACUACCAGGAGUCAGGGAGAGCUGGCAGAGAUGGAGACAUCUCUCACUGCAUUCUCUUCUACUCCUACGCCGAUGCUCACCGCAUCAAGAGGAUCAUUAGCAUGGACAGAGAAGGUGAUAGACACACCAAGCAGACUCAUUACAACAACCUACACAGCAUGGUGCACUUCUGUGAGAACAUGAUGGAGUGCAGAAGAAUUCAGCUGCUCGCCUACUUUGGGGAGCUGAAGUUCAACAAAAGCUUUUGCAAGGACCACCCCGAUGUCAGCUGUGACAACUGUGCCAAACCCAACCAAUACAAGAUAAGGAACGUUACUGAAGAUGUGAAGAAGAUUGUGAGGUUUGUCCAGGAGAACUGCGAGAAAGUUGGAGCAAGGUUUGGCAAGACUGCUCAGCAAAACCGGCUGACACUAAACAUGCUGGUGGACAUCUUCCUAGGUUCCAAAUCUGCCAAGAUACAGGUGGGAAUGUUUGGCAUAGGAGGAGCCUACUCCAGGCAUAAUGCUGACCGUCUCUUCAAAAAGCUGGUUCUGGACAACGUUCUGGUUGAGGACCUCUACAUCACAGUCAACGGUCAAGCUGUGAUAUAUAUCUCUGCUGGGCCAAAAGCCAUGAAUGUGCUGUCUGGACACAUGCAGGUGGAGUUCUAUGAGACAGAGAGUGCAUCUAGCAUCCGGAAACAUAAAGCUGCUGUGGCCAAAAACAUCUCCAAGAGAGAGGAGAUGGUUCAGGAGUGUCUGAAGGAGCUGACAGACCUGUGCAAGCAGCUGGGGAAAACGUUUGGCAUUCACUAUUACAACAUAUUCUCCACUGCCACCUUGAAAAAGAUAGCUGAGAAGCUUUCUUCUGACCCUGAGGCCCUCCUGCAAAUUGAUGGGGUAACAGAGGACAAACUGGACAAGUAUGGAGCUGAAGUCAUCCAGGUCCUACAAAAAUACUCUGAAUGGCAGCUGCCAGCAGAUGAACAGACCAACAGUGGUGGAGACGGGUGGAUAGACACAACACGAGGACGUACAAGCGUAGAUUUUAAUGACGAGGACGACACGGAAUCCUCCACCUACUUCCGUAAUCAGGCCCCACAAGGACAGAAGAGGAAGAAAGCUCCAUUCUUCCAGUAUUCCAAGAAGAGAAAAGGAUAUGGCAACACAAGUGCUAGUUCUAAAGGUCGAGGCUAUAGCAGUAAUAAGUCCUGGUCAUCGGGCACCUACAGAGGUGGAUCAAAAGUCGCAGGUCCUAGGGGCAGGAGCUCCGCAGGAAAUGGAUCGACAGCCAGGACACCGGGCAUCUUGGCUCCCCCGACCCCUCAGACCAACCAGCGGCCCUUCUUAAAGCCGGCCUUUUCACACUUAAGCUAGGCCCAUCAUCUGGACUUUUAAAACACCAUGUAACAGUAGGUGUUAGUAAUUGUUGUAAAGCAUUUAUAUGUUCUAUCCCAACUGUUUACUGAACCUGUUAAAAUUGUACAUUUAUGUUUUAUACAUUUAUUUUCAUUGGGUCCAGACUUUAUAUUGACUGAUGGAGAACUUUUCACUCUGUACAUCUUAAUUCUUUAUAUUAAAGACACAAAAGUUUAUUAAUGACUUAUUGCUUAAACCAGUCUAUAUUCAGAAAAUGUUUGUGCUAGAGAAGAGCAACGUGUCCUGAAGUAGUUGUUCCACAAAGCCACAGGGGGGAGCCACAUCACCUUUUCAUUCAAUGUUUAUUUCAAGUUUGAAUAGUUUUAUUUAAUGGCACCAGUUACAAGGGACUAUUGGAGAGAAACUAUUUUAUACUGACUUGUACAGAAGGUUACCUAAAGUACAAACAUGACUUUGGAAUGGCUCAGACUAAACAAGAACUGGAUUUGGCACAUGAAUUUAUAUAUACUUGUGUGUGUAUAUAUAACAUAACUAAACAAGCUCCAAUCUCAGGAUCGAACAAUGCAGACUACAUAAACCACCAGACAUGGAUAUGCACAGACGCUACAUGUAUGCACAGUCCUGUGAGGGUCUGAUUACUGCAAGCUGACAGAGAAGCAAAGAGCAGAUCAAACUGCCUUUGGCUAUAACUGUAACUAACCUCUGUUAUGCAAGUGUCAUCCAUAUUAAGGUGACAGGGGUUUUGACCAGGAAAGAACAUCAGGUAGCCUACUGUGCAUCUGAAUAGAUUAUGUAAUUAACUAAUCAAAUAUUAACAAAAACAUUAAAACAGUGUAUGAAGGACGGCCAAUAACAAUCUGACACUUUAGGUUUAUGUCAUAUACAGUAUGUAUUUUCUUUUUUUUUUUUGGCGUUUUCUAUUUGGGUAUCUGUCUGAUUGUUGAAAAUAGCAAAACAGGGAGUAGACAAAAUAACAAGAACACCUCACAGUAAAGUGCAGUUCAGUACAGUAACCACAAAAGACAGCCUCAAAAUGCACCUAACCCCUGACAAAGCCUAAGCAAGAACGGUUUAGUUUUGCAAAUGUAAGAUUUGUUAGAUGAAAUUGCAUUAUACUGUACCAUGCAGGUGUUUGUUAUUGAGUUCAUCCACUGUAUGAGUUUAAACACAAGAAUUGAUUCUUCAUCAUCCAAUACACCAUACUGUAUUGUGUACUCUAUGCUUAUGGUUGCUUAUCAGAGACAGCAGUAGUUUUUAAACCAUGGAUGGCAUGUUCGAUCAUCAAAAGUCACACAUCUGGCCAGAACUGUAGCCAUUUCCCAUUAAAUAAAAGAAUAGUAAACUAUGUAAACAUGAAAGCAACUGAAAAGUAAAAGUCAGGUUUGUCACAUGAAACAUGCCCGUAAAGACAAAUUAAGACUUUGGGCUACCUACAGUUUCAGCCAGAGAUGGACACCAUUUUCCAUCUCAGCCUGGGAGUUUUAAUGAUAUGUAGUUGACAGGGUUGUUGGUAAACUGCAGUUAGGAUCCAGGGAACUGUCACUUGACAGUGAAAACAAUAAA